Messenger RNA from Hyposmocoma kahamanoa, 867 nucleotides. It is a transcript of the gene Tim9a, whose product is annotated as mitochondrial import inner membrane translocase subunit Tim9-like. The transcript has 3 exons. Lineage: Eukaryota; Metazoa; Arthropoda; Insecta; Lepidoptera; Cosmopterigidae. Bases 356 to 625 code for a protein of 89 amino acids. The record is from RefSeq and is a predicted model, not a curated record.
AUUAGUGAAUCUCUAAAGUUAUAAUGAUAAAGUCGAAUGUUGCGCACAUGACCCAUGGAACUCUAAAAUGAUCAGGUUAUUUAGAAGCUAGUAACCCGGGUUAUCGGGUCACAGAACAGGUGCUGUUCGAAUCAUUUUGACCUAUCGAUCACGAUCGACACGCGUCUAAUUCCAGGCGCCGUGCUGUCCGUGCUGCUUUUAUCUUUGCCUAACCUCAAAGUUUGUAUUGUGGUUUGAUAUUUGAUGAGUUGUUGCAGGAAAAUAUUGCAUGAAAAUUAUAAUAAUUUUAAUCACCCUAUAGAGUUGCGAAUUUAUCAUUGUUAUCAAUAGAUCGUGAGAGUCUGUUAUAGUCAAAAUGACCCAAGAAAUGAGUGAAGCUGAUCAAAUUAAAACGUUUAAGGAGUUCCUUAUGCAGUACAAUAAGCUGUCUGAACUAUGCUUUAAUGAUUGCGUACACGACUUCACAUCUAGGACUCUCCGGCCAUCAGAAGAUAAAUGCACAUUGAAUUGUAUGGAAAAGUACCUGAGAACAAAUCAGAGAGUGUCGCAGCGAUUCCAUGAGUUUCAAAUGAUAGCCAAUGAAAAUAUGAUGGCACUGGCCCAGAAGUCAGGAAAUCCAAGCUAAGACUAGGUUUCUAGUACAAAUUUUAGUUAUUUACUUUAUUAGAUUAUAUUGGUGAAUAAAAUAUUGUUCAACAACACAAACAUGUUUCACAUUAAUUCAAUUAUAUUUCCUGAGAUAAAUUGUAAGGUAGGUAACGAUUACUUCAGUUACAUACACAUAUGUAUUAUUCAGAUUUUUUUUUGGAAAUAGCUCCAAUAGUUUUGUUAUGAUUUAUAAUACAAAGAUUAUGCACAUAGAAUAUU